Messenger RNA from Synchiropus splendidus (mandarinfish), 924 nucleotides. Its product is annotated as odorant receptor 131-2-like. Gene Ontology annotation, molecular function: G protein-coupled receptor activity. The transcript has 4 exons. Gene Ontology annotation, biological process: G protein-coupled receptor signaling pathway. Bases 1 to 924 code for a protein of 307 amino acids. Lineage: Eukaryota; Metazoa; Chordata; Actinopteri; Syngnathiformes; Callionymidae. The record is from RefSeq and is a predicted model, not a curated record. Gene Ontology annotation, cellular component: membrane.
AUGGUGCCCAAAGACAGUUUCACCAACGCGCUGACAAAGAACAUUGUGGCGAUGUUGGUAUGGCUCACUCUCAGCAUCAUCAACAGCAGCAUGGUCCACACCUUCCUGCGACAUGGCCUGUUCUAUGAGAAUCCGCGCUACAUCAUGUUCGUCUGCAUGGUGAUCAACGACGCGCUGCAGCUCAGUCUGGUGACGGCGCUCUACGUGGUCAGCUACAUCUUCAGGAAGAUCCACGCGUCCGCCUGCUGCCUCCUGAUCAUGACGGCCGUCCUCACCACUCGCUCCACACCGCUGAUUCUCGCCGGCAUGGCGGUGGAACGCUAUAUCUCCAUCUGCUUCCCUCUGCACUACAGCCAGAUGUGCACGGUCCCCCGAACCCGGCUCCUCAUCUGUGUCAUCCUCAUCCUCACAGCGACGCCACCCAUCACAGACCUGCUUAUCACCAUCGCCGUGCAGCCGUCCAGCUUCUUCCACAGCUCCAUCUUCUGUGACCAUUCGCUUCUCUUCCAUCAUCCCUCCAUCUACGUUAAGAACGUGGUGUUCGACGUCACCUACCUGUCCUUCGUGGCGCUCACGCUGGUCUACACCUACUGCAAGAUCAUGCUGACUGCGAGGGCGGCCUCCAUGGGUCUGGCCUCCGUCAAGAGGGCAAGGAACACCGUGCUGCUCCAUGGUCUGCAGCUGCUCCUCUGCAUGCUGGCCUUCGUGGUGCCUUCUCUGCAGGCCGCCCUCAUCACUCUGUUCCCCCGCCUCAGCCUGGAGAUCCGCUACGUCUUCUUCCUGGUGGUCUACAUCAUCCCUCGCUUCCUCAGCCCCGUCAUCUACGGCUUCAGGGACAAGCAGUUCUGCAAGUACUGGACCCGGUACCUGUCCUGCCAGGGCCACAGAGUCCAGCCGCUUCUGGCCAAAGCCCAAGUCCGGUAG